AUGCUGGCUGUGCAUCGCCUGCUCCGGUGCCUUCACUGCAGUGGCGUUGCCAGAACCUCGCUCCAGUUCACAGUGGGCUCCUCAUCCCACAGUGCCCUCUCGGAACUGCACAGAAUGUUUGCUCCCCCAUCCCGCCCGUGUUGUCCCGCCCAAAGCGGCCCUCGUGGCCUGCCCUCGCCCGCCAUCUCCCACCCCUUGGACAGCCCACAGCCCCAGAAUGGGCACCAGGAAGGAGCUGUUUCCUAUUUUCAGCCAGCUGUGCCAGUGUCCUGCUGGAGGGUUGGGCCAGUUUGUCCGAGGUGUGUCUGCUCUGGUCCAGGACGACCAGCUGGCGAGGCAGGAGGCUGCCACAGCAACAUCCUCACCCUCGUCCAAAUAAAUGGGCACACCGUGAUACUGACCCACUGCAACAAUUUAGGGGGAAACCCCUUUCUUUGGCCCUCAGGAUAAACUCCCUUCUGAAUCUGCCCACCUGGGCGGGGGAAGCAGCAGGUUCCAGGGCACAGUGUGAUGGCAGACAUGGGGGAACAUCCCAAGGGAUGGAAGCCCACAUGGGUUGCUGCGUUCCUACUGUGUGCUCAAAAACACCCCGGGCAAGAGGAGCUGUCUGUGCCCUGCUUUGAGACCCACCAGUAUCAGCCUUCAAACCACUGGAACAGCCUUUGGAAGUCAGGCUGGACUUUUGCCCUGGCUCCACGUACCACUAAUGUUACAGGGAUCCUUUUUCUCCAGGCACACUGCUUCGAAGCUGCCAGCCUCCAUGUAAAUGUCAGCAAGCCUGAGAUUGAGACUCUAAAUGUGACAGACCAAAGGCAGUUUGCCACAGAUUUUGUGAAACUUGUGAAAGCUGAGGACACCAAGUUUCAUAUUGCCAUUCUGGAAAACAUUCAGGUUUUGUCAGAGGAUAUAUGAGGGGGAAAUCUGUCGAGGAAACUCCUUGUUAGUCACACUUUUAUGAACUGGAAUAAACUAUUGAAUGAUCAGCAUCUGAACACCAGUGUCUCCAAUGUCAAAGUGCUUCCAUGGUACUGAAAUAAACCCUUUGAUAUGGUGUCCUAAAUAUAAAAAAAGAAGAAAAAUACAAAAUGGGGUUGUUUGUUUGAUUUAUUUCUGGAUCACUCAGGAGAAUACAGAAAUUUCCAUCAGUCAACUACCACUUUAAAAAUAAUUCAAGUUUGUAGUGACUGGAAAUAAUUUGCUGUUAUUUUUUUUUUUCGUUUACUUCAUGUACUUUUCAACUGCUUUUAAAGAUACUAGUAGUGGUCAAAAUGUCAAAGGGAGGUGAGUCAGCAAGCAAACUCUUACUUUCCUCUGUAAUUUUAACCAAUAUGACAUUCACUUAUGUAACUUCAUACUAAAUAAAGCACUGGUUAUAAGGAAAGUUGAUAAGGUAGGUUGGCAUUGUAUACAGAUUUUUUCAUUGGUACUGUGAAACUCUGUAAAUUCAGCCUUCAGGCUUGGCUUGUACAUACCUUUCUGCAUGCUCAGGAGACAUCCCUAACACAGGCUCAUGAACAAAGGGAGAGCAGUACACAGGAGGAAUAAAUUUCUUAUAGCUAGUGCAGAAGAUAUUUCAGGACUGAUCAGGGCUGUGUGCUGGGUGCUGAGGCAUUACAGAAUAAAGCAGUGCUACUUCCCUUCUCCCAGUGUUCCUUAC
Messenger RNA from Pseudopipra pipra, 1657 nucleotides. RefSeq names its product capping actin protein of muscle Z-line subunit alpha 3 (gene CAPZA3). Lineage: Eukaryota; Metazoa; Chordata; Aves; Passeriformes; Pipridae. Gene Ontology annotation, molecular function: actin filament binding. The record is from RefSeq and is a predicted model, not a curated record. Gene Ontology annotation, biological process: barbed-end actin filament capping; actin cytoskeleton organization. Gene Ontology annotation, cellular component: F-actin capping protein complex; actin cortical patch.